Oncorhynchus keta (chum salmon) is the source of this 4586-nucleotide messenger RNA. Its product is annotated as tetraspanin-14. Gene Ontology annotation, cellular component: membrane. The record is from RefSeq and is a predicted model, not a curated record. Lineage: Eukaryota; Metazoa; Chordata; Actinopteri; Salmoniformes; Salmonidae. The transcript has 9 exons. Gene Ontology annotation, biological process: protein localization to plasma membrane; protein maturation; regulation of vascular endothelial growth factor signaling pathway. Bases 147 to 956 code for a protein of 269 amino acids.
UUAGGAGACAUUUUUCGCCACAUCCAGUAAGGGGAGCAGGCCACACCCGGACAAAUUGGGCGUGGCUUCCUGCCCUUUCGGGAAGUCGAGAAUAAAGUCUCCAAAGAGUUUUUAAAACUCAGCCAAGCCAACAAAGCGGGGAAAAGAUGCACUACUAUCGUUAUGCAAAUGAAGAGGUCAGCUGCUGCUACAAGUACCUCAUGUUUAGCUACAACAUAAUAUUUUGGCUGGCUGGAGCAGCAUUCAUUGCCAUUGGGUUCUGGGCCUGGAGUGAGAAGGGUGUGCUGUUGGACCUGACCCAGGUGACACGGCUGCAUGGCUUUGACCCUGUGUGGCUGGUGCUGGCUGUGGGAGCGAUCACCUUCAUCCUGGGCUUCGCAGGAUGUGUAGGUGCACUCAGGGAGAACAUUUGCCUCCUCAAAUUUUUCUCAGGGGUCAUCGGGUUCAUCUUCUUCCUGGAGCUGACGGCAGCCGUGCUGGCGUUCGUCUUUCAGGACAACGUCAGGGAGUGGAUCAAUGACUUCUUCCUGUCCAACGUCAAGGCCUACAGGGAGGACAUCGACCUGCAGAACCUCAUCGACUCCCUGCAAAAGAUGAACCACUGCUGCGGAGCCAAGGAGCCUGAUGACUGGAACCUGAAUCUUUACUUCAACUGCACCGUCAACAACCCCAGCAGAGAGAGGUGUGGAGUGCCCUUCUCCUGCUGCCUCAGUGACCCUGCAGACACCGUUUUAAACACCCAGUGUGGAUAUGAUGUCCGUAAAGGUCCAAAGGGGGUCUGGAGUAACGCCAUUUACGUCAAGGGCUGCAUCCCAGCCUUGGAGGAGUGGCUGCCUCGGAAUAUCUACAUAAUAGCUGGAGUAUUCAUCGUUAUAUCUGUACUCCAGAUGAUGGGCAUCUUCUUUGCUCGGACACUGAUCGGUGACAUUGAGAAGGUCAGGUUUAACUACUACUGAGUGGUGUGGUGAAAUGCAUAGGCCUACAGAGGACAGUACUGGGACUAGCCACCAUACAUUCCUCCCUAUCUCUGAUCUCUCUCUGAGGCAUGGCAAGCGACAAGAAUACGUCUAUACCCGUGGCUUGUUAUCUUUGGACUGUUCUGUCAGUCUCUGGAGAUGGGAUACCUCUGCAAGAGCCUGCACAGUGGACAUUUAAUCCGCCUUAUUCAACUCAAGACUCUUAUGUGCCUUCUCUCACAGGAUUGCAGUUGGACUUAAAAAUACACCCUGGGUUUCCCUUUGUUUUUGUAAUUAGAUACAUUUUUGUAUGGUUUGCCUCAGACACAGUGAAUGUUUUCCUCUUUCCUGGCGACAGUCUUAACCAAUAAACCCAGGUAGAUUCCUGGGUCAAUACAUCAUACCUCAAUGAUCCAAAAACAACAAUUUAAGUCGCCGCACAGGUUUAAAAGGUGUGUUCUCUAGCCUUCAGUGUUUCAUGAGUAGAAUGGUAGCAUAUCAGACUGGGGGAGGAGGAGUAGGAGUUUACCACGUCAGUGCAGCUGCAAUGGCUCCGAUAUAAGACCUCGCCCUAGAGCUCAAUCUGAAACAACAGGAUUUCGGCACUGUUAUGUGACAGGCUUUCAACUGGCACCACCAUUGUCCCUUACCUCAGCUAAACAUGAGAAAUGCAGCUCUAUUUUAAAGGUAGAUGCAGACAGUAAACUGCAUGGUGGGUCAAUUUCCACAACAAAGUGUGAGCCUCAACUUCUCUCUUUUUAAUUUAAAAUUCUCUACCUACAAUGCUGUAACAGAGUGAAGCGAACCCGUGCAGAUACUGUGUUGAGCGCAAAGUAUUGCAUCUUGCUCAUCUCAAUAUCUGUGGUGCUGCUCGUGGCAGUCAUCUAGCAGAGUCUACCUUUUAAACCAUUAGAAUCAGUCUGCAGCCAGUCAAAACCAAAAGUGCACAGCUGAACCUCUGACCUAUUGUCCAUCAUGCCUUGUCUUUUCUAGCGGUCAUGUGUCUCACAACUUGUCAUUCCACAAUGUGUACUGCAUCAGGCCAACUAGUGUUGCGUAUCGGUCAUGUAGACACAACUUAAGGGAAACGACUAUUGACGCAAUGUGUGUGUGUGUAGAUGACAUGCUUUAUUUUGAUCAGUCUUAGAUGACCCAUAAGUGAAGUAUUAGUUGUUAGCUUGUUGACUCAAGAGUAGCUGAGUUAGAUUAUUUUACUGUUGUGUUGACUCCAGCCAAGGAAGCUUGGGCAAGUGCAGCAGUGGAGACAGAGCCCGGUGUCUCUCACCCAGACCGACAGACAGGGAGACACGGAGCCCGGUGUCUCUCACCCAGACCGACAGACAGGGAGACACGGAGCCCGGUGUCUCUCACCCAGACCGACAGACAGGGAGACACGGAGCCCGGUGUCUCUCACCCAGACCGACAGACAGGGAGACACGGAGCCCGGUGUCUCUCACCCAGACCGACAGACAGGGAGACACGGAGCCCGGUGUCUCUCACCCAGACCGACAGACAGGGAGACACGGAGCCCGGUGUCUCUCACCCAGACCGACAGACAGGGAGACACGGAGCCCGGUGUCUCUCACCCAGACCGACAGACAGGGAGACACGGAGCCCGGUGUCUCUCACCCAGACCGACAGACAGGGAGACACGGAGCCCGGUGUCUCUCACCCAGACCGACAGACAGGGAGACACGGAGCCCGGUGUCUCUCACCCAGACCGACAGACAGGGAGACACGGAGCCCGGUGUCUCUCACCCAGACCGACAGACAGGGAGACACGGAGCCCGGUGUCUCUCACCCAGACCGACAGACAGGGAGACACGGAGCCCGGUGUCUCUCACCCAGACCGACAGACAGGGAGACACGGAGCCCGGUGUCUCUCACCCAGACCGACAGAGAGACACGGAGCCCGGUGUCUCUCACCCAGACCGACAGACAGGGAGACACGGAGCCCGGUGUCUCUCACCCAGACCGACAGACAGGGAGACACGGAGCCCGGUGUCUCUCACCCAGACCGACAGACAGGGAGACACGGAGCCCGGUGUCUCUCACCCAGACCGACAGACAGGGAGACACGGAGCCCGGUGUCUCUCACCCAGACCGACAGACAGGGAGACACGGAGCCCGGUGUCUCUCACCCAGACCGACAGACAGGGAGACACGGAGCCCGGUGUCUCUCACCCAGACCGAGAGACAGGGAGACACGGAGCCCGGUGUCUCUCACCCAGACCGAGAGACAGGGAGACACGGAGCCCGGUGUCUCUCACCCAGACCGACAGACAGGGAGACACGGAGCCCGGUGUCUCUCACCCAGACCGACAGACAGGGAGACACGGAGCCCGGUGUCUCUCACCCAGACCGACAGACAGGGAGACACGGAGCCCGGUGUCUCUCACCCAGACCGACAGACAGGGAGACACGGAGCCCGGUGUCUCUCACCCAGACCGACAGACAGGGAGACACGGAGCCCGGUGUCUCUCACCCAGACCGACAGACAGGGAGACAUCCAGAGCAGCAUGGGCCACUUAAACCACAGGUGAGAUCUGAUCAUAGUGCUCAUAUCCCAUCAACCUAUAGCCGGGAUUGUGUUGUGAUCACAUCACUAGACCUGGUUAUCUGCCUGCAUGGUGAAAGUUUUGAUUGAGAGAUUGUAUUCACCUAUAAUGUCUUGAAUAAUUUUUACUGUCUUAUCUUGAUCUGUUUUUCUAAACACAUUCACAAAUGCAAACCCAGUCGACGCCUUUUUAAUUUUAGCUUGAAAAUGUGCUGAGCUGUUCCACUCUGCUCUUGUUAGAUAUUAAAUACAAUGCUGUCUGAUCGGGCUGCCCGGAGGCACUUUAUGUAGAAAAGAUACAAUUACAACUGUACGGGAUGUCUUGAUGCCCAACUUGUGUCUCCUCUGCUCAGCCUUUACACCUCAACAAGACACCCAGCCCACAUCCAAGUGACCUCUGGCCACAGAAUGAGCACAGACUUCCUGAAACAUUACUCCAAGCCUUCCGAAAGCGUUUUCAGCGGCGGUGUUUGCUGCAAGCUAGAACUGCUUGAGCUUGCUUUACCUUCAUCCUGUCCAAUGAUGCCCUGCUCAUUCCCCCUCCACUGCUGUCCUCAUACCAGAAUGGGGUGUGUUACAGAGCCAUCUAUGGCAGGUAGCCUAGCGGUUAAGAACAUUGGGCCAGUAAUCAAAGGGUCACUGGUUCGACUCCCCAAGCCUGCUCGGUGAAAAAUCUGAUGUGCCCUUGAGCAAAGCACUUAACCCUAAUUGCUCUGUGUAAGAGUGUCUGCCGAUUGACAAUGUAAUUGUUGAAUGAGGAUAUCUUUACAGCUGAUGAAUGCUAUAUACUUGAGCCAGAUGUCAUACAUUACAAGAUCAAAUUAAAGGACUUUCAUUCAGGCCUUCAACUCCCAUUUACACAUCUGAUGGUCUAGGUCUUUUAUGUAGUUUAACAAUUUUGUGUGCUUGUGUUAGAUUGCUUCCAUGUGAUCGUGGGAGUGUUUUUAACAAAAGGGACUUCUUUUUUUCCCAUAUGUAGAUGUUCUCUGUUUUACCAAAUGACAUUUUGUAAAUGUGAAUUUUCUUAAUUCUGGAUAGGCUUUUAUAAGCAAUAAAGUAUGUUGUCCAUUUUU